AUGCAAAAUUCGAUAUGCGCAGUAACUAGCGUUGCGUUCAGGUUCUGUGUGUAGUCAGUAUUUAUACCUGUUGUGGCCAUUUUCUCUGUCUUAUUGAAGCGUUUGAUACAAGAAGAUUUUGGAUAGAUUUUUCUUUUCGUCGUCUCUCUGUGUUUUCGGACAACAGAGAGUGAAAUGUACAACGGCAUUGGACUGACCACCCCUAGGGGCAGCGGGACCAACGGCUAUGUCCAGCGCAACCUCUCCAGCGUGCGCGCCAAGCGAACCAGAGAUGAGAGGGGGGACGAGCGGGAUGAGAAGGACCGGGAGAGGCUGGAGAACCAGCUGAACCGCCAGCCUAACGCUGGCAUCCUGGAGCACCAGCGGAAGAGGCAGCUGGAGGUCAAGUGUGCUGAGCUGCAAGACAUGAUGGAGGAGCAAGGGUACUCUGCGGAGGAAAUUGCAGAGAAGGUGAACAGCUUCCGGCUCAUGCUACAGGAGAAACAGGAACCCCCGGCCCCCAUCUCUGACAGACCUACGGUGACAGAGACUCACGCCCUGGCGGCGGCCAACCAGCAGAAGAACGACCGCCUGAGGGAGGCAUUCGGCAUCGCCACGGACUAUGUGGACGGCUCGUCCUUCCACCCCGAGCGCAAGGAGAGGGAGAAGGAGAAGAGGGAGCAGGAGAGGCUGGAGAGGGAGCGACAGCAGCAGGAGCAGCAGAAAUACGUGCUAGUGGAGGAUUCUGAGGACUCCACCUCCCCCUCUCCUCGCAAGCAGAGUCGGAAGAAAAAGAGGAAGAAAAACAAGAAGAGGGAAAGUUCCGAGAGCCCCUCCCCUUCCCCUCCACGGGAAAAGAAGAAAUCUGGAAAGAAGAAGAAAAAAAGCUCAUCGGAGGAUAGACCGAAGGAGAAAGGGAAGAGGAAGAGGAGUGAAAACGAGUCCCCCACCCCGCGCAAACAGCAGCGCCGCCGCAGUGUGUCCUCCGGCUCGGGGCAAAGCCAAUCGCCCGCCCCGCUGAGAGAGAUGCGGCAGAACCAGCCAGUCAGGAGGGUGGAUGAGGGGCGGAGGGGGCGGUCCCCUGCCAGGAGGGGGCGGGACAGUGAGGGGAAAAGCCCUGGGCGGUCGGGCGUUCGAGAGAGGUCUCCCAGACAGGUCAGCAGUCCCGAACGAGGGAGAAGAGUAGAGAAGGAACGAGAGAAAGAGAGGGAGGAGAAGCAGCAGCGGAGGAGGCAUGACUCCUCAAGCUCCUCUUCCUCCUCCUCCCCCAAGAGGGAGAAAGCCAGACGUCCGAGGAGCCGGGAGCAGGAACGGGAGAGGGAGCCGCCUCGGGAAAGAGACCAACAGAGGAGGAGAGAGAGGGAGGAGUCCCCCAGACAGAGCGACAGAGGGAGAGAGAGGGAGGACUCCCCCAGACAGAGCGACAGAGGGAGAGAGAGGGAGGACUCCCCCAGACAGAGCGACAGGGGGAGAGAGAGGGAGGAGUCCCCCAGACUGAGCAACAGAGGGAGAGAGAGGGAGGAGUCCCCCAAACUGAGCAACAGAGGGAGAGAGAGGGAGCGAGAGCGAGCGAAAAGGCAGCAGAGGCGAUCUUCUGGUUCGUCGUCUUCCGCUUCUCCCUCCCCCAUCGCCAAUGGCCGAGAAAGAGAGCGGGAGCGCGAGAGGGAACUGGAGAGAGACAGGGUGAAGGAGAAAGAGAGGGAGAGAGAGAAAGCCAGGGAAAGGGACAGAGAGAGGGAGAGGGAGAAAGAGAAGGAACGGGACAGAGAAAGAGAGAUGGAGAUGGAGAAAGAGAGGGAACGGGAGAGGGAGAAAGAGAGAGAACGGGAGAGGGAGAAAGAGAAGGAACGGGAGAGGGAGAAAGAGCGGCAACGGGAGAGGGAGAAAGAGAGGGAACGGGAGAAGGAGAGGGAAAGUGCCCGGGAGAGAGAGACGGAGAGGGAGAAACGGGAAAAGGAGAGGAACAAAGAGCGGGAGAGGGAGCAGGCGAAGGACGGCGCCGACGAGAGGAGAGAGCGGGAGCCCGACAGGCCGACGCGCAGGGACGCCGCGAAGGAGAGGAAAGAGGGGGAGGUGAGAACGGAGAGGGAGGAGAAGGAGCAGGGGAGGAGCAAGAAGGAGAAGAAACGGAGCGCUAAGUCCAGCAGCAGCAGCAGCAGCAGCAGCAGCAGCAGCGCCAGCAGCAGUGACAGCGACAGCUCCUCCUCUUCUUCCUCUUCGGAUUCGUCCACCUCCUCUUCCUCCUCCUCCUCUUCGUCUUCCUCGUCCGACGGAGGAGGGAAGGAACAGAGGAAGAAAAAGGCCGGCGCGGAGAACCAGAACGCUGAAAAAAUGGGCGGGUCCCCGCCCCGGUCCCGCCCUCGAGCUUCGCCCCCGAGGAACGGCGGGAGGGAGCGGGAGGAAGGGAGGGAGAGCAGGAAUGGCUCGGACGGGCGCGGCGAGGAGAGGGGAGCGUCCAGGGGACCGCAGAGGCAGUCGCCCGCGGGCCCGGCCCUGGCGGCCCCGCCCGGAGCCGGAGAGGGGGACCGCGGGAGAGGGGGGCGGAGCCGCGGCGCCGAGAGAUACUCCCCCACUCAGGAGGAGAGCUCCUCCCCCUCCCCUGCGAGGGAAAGGGAGGCGGGAAGACCGGGCGACCUCGCCCAAAACCCGCCGGCGGACGAGGGGAGGGGCCGGAGGGAGAGGGAGCGGCGCUCCCUGACGGAGCGGCAGCGGGACUCCUCCUCCCCUCCUCGGGGCAGCGAGGGGCCGAGCCGCGAGCCCAGAGCUCACGGGAGAGGCAGGCAGAGCGGCCAGCCGCCGGAGAGCCGCCCCGAGAAGCAGCCGGCCAGAGACGGCGGGGGGGCGGAGCGGUACUCGCCCACGGAGAGAGAGAGCGCCAGCCCGGCCGGUUCACCCGGGCCGGGGGGCACGGAGCGGUACUCUCCCACCGAGGCCGAGAGGGAUGGGGAGCAGGAGGAGGAGAAGAGGAAGGCUGUGUCACCCCCCGCCCUUCAGGAAAGGGCCGGAAGCACCAGGACCUCUUCCCAAAACAGCACUAAGCGAGGGAGGGGGUCCGAGGCGGACGCUUCCCCUGAAAAAGAGAGGGAGACCUCACCCCCGCCUUCGAGGGAGAGGGCGCGCUCGUCCCCUUCCCCCAGGACGGGGGAGAGGGGGCGGGACCGCAGCCCCCCUCGCCCGGCACAGAGAGACAAGGAGGCCCCGGCCCGCCGCGGCUCGUCCUCUCCCUCCUCCUCCCCCCCCCCUCGCCGCACCCCGCCCCUUCAGUACCAGGACCCGCCCCGCCCCCGCCGCCGCUCGCCCCUCUCCCCCAGCCCCAGGCAGCCUGGCCGAAGGCCUGGCCACGCCCGCUCUCCGGCCCGACACCCCUUGCGCGCCGACAGGGACAGGGACCGCGACCUCGGCCGAGAUAGGAGGUACUCUCCGGUGUCCCGGAGGAAUAGGGACCGGUCCAGGGAUCGGGAGAGGGACCGGUCCAGGGAUCGGGAGGGGGACCGGUCCAGGGACCGGAGGGCUAGGUCCAGGGAUCGUCAGAGGGACCGGUCCAGGGAUCGAGAGAGGGACCGGACCAGGGAUCGAGAAGGGGCCCGGUCGAGAGACUGGGAGAGGGACCGGUCCAGAGAGAGGAGACCAAGGAGAAGUCGGUCAAGGAGUCCAAGGAGGCGGAGCCCCAUUUAUAGGCCACGACGUUCUCCCUCUCCCAUCAGGAGGAGGAGAAGCAGCCGCUCCUUGUCCAGGGAACGCGAGCGGGAACGCGAGCGGGAACGAGAGAGGAACAGAGAGCGAGAGCGAGAGAAGGAGAGAGAGAGGGAAAGGGAGAAGGAAAGAGAGGAGAGAAGAGUUAAGACUCCGCCCAAAGAUGCCCCUGCUCGCUCUCCCUCUUCCUCCUCCUCCAGCUCCUCUUCUAGUUCAUCGUCCUCUUCGUCUUCUGACUCCGGCGAGGAAGGGGCGGAGGAGCCCAGGAAGGAUGUGACUGACAGAGGGACGGAGGCGGAGGCUGAGAAGGGGAGCAGGCCGGAAAGGGAAGACGGGCCGCGAGGAGACGACGGAGAAAUGGCGAAAAGGGGAUCCCUUUCGCCCGCUUCUUCACCCGGGCUGAGAGUUCCCCAGGAACAAUCCGGCCAAUCAGAACCCAGGUCUCAGGCCAAGGAACCGAGCGUCGACCGAUCGGCGGGCUCCAGAUCCCCUGCUGUGAGGGAAGCGGAGCCCGGGGAGUCGCCGAGAGCGAAGCCGACCGGCCCGCCGGUGUCCAGCGCCUCCGAGCGCAGCCCCGGCCAGCAGAGUCCGCCCGAGAAGCCGCAGAACGGGCGCCCGGACGGGGAGGAGCCGGCGAAGCCCGAUCGGAAGAAGAGCAGCAGCAGCUCCGGCUCUUCGUCGUCGUCCUCUUCCUCGUCGUCCUCGUCAUCUUCUUCCUCUGAUAGUUCUGGUUCUGAUUCGGAGGAGGAGAAAGAGAAGAAGGCUGCAGCCGCGGGGCAGUCCUCUUCGUCCUCAUCCUCCAGUGAAAGUGAAAAGGACGAUGGGAAGAAAAGCCCACCCCGCCGUCCAAGGGUACCGGCAGAUUCGCUGAGAGACUCCCGUUCCCUCAGCUACUCUCCUCCUCUGAGGCGAAGGCGACCGGCACCGUCCCCACCUGCGCACAGGAGCAGCAGGAAGUCACAGAGCCGAUCUCCUACCCGAAAACGAAGGAAAUGAUCUUGUUGGGGCCUCCCCGGGAGAGUCUCCUCGACGCUUCGGCUUGGUCACUCCGUGCUGAACGGGGGCCCAGCUUGGACGGAAACAUCUGGAACUCAGGAGGAGAUCGGUGGCAGCAGCAGCAGCGCAUUAAAUGAAGGACACUGAUUUAUGCGAGGGGGGAGCAUGAUGAAUCGCCUGAUUUUUGUUGAACAAGUAAAGAGGAUCUUGUACAAAAGGAACAAUAGACCCAAAAACCCUGUUUGUAAUUCAAGUUUUUUUUAAGGGGUAGAUCAAUUUUAUUUUAAUUGUGGUAAGAAAAAUGCUAAAUAAAAAUGGAACACGGAGAGGAAGGGAGCCAUGAAUAUACGAGACCUGUUGCAGUGUCACUGUACCUACCAGUGAAUUCAUAUACAACUGUACAAACCAUACAAGUAAAAAAGUGAAAUACGUGGACGUACUACACUGAAGAAAAUUCACACUGUACCUUCGCUCUUUUUACCUCCAGCUCUGUUUAAAAAAAAAAAAAUUAAAAAAAAAGGCUUCUGUACUUUGUGUAUCACUGUAAUGAGGGGGUGCAGUUGCAGGUGUCUGUGAGUGGAAGUUUUGAGUCCUGUUUUUUUUCCCCGCUUUGAGAAAAGAUUAAAUAAAAAAAAUGCAAUAGUUGCUUUCUCCCUCUU
Molecule: messenger RNA, 5327 nt
Organism: Anguilla anguilla (European eel)
Lineage: Eukaryota; Metazoa; Chordata; Actinopteri; Anguilliformes; Anguillidae
Gene: srrm2
Product: serine/arginine repetitive matrix 2
Exons: 13
Coding region: 175-4668 (1497 amino acids)
Source: RefSeq, a predicted model, not a curated record